GUUCCAUAGUUUGGGAGCGUAGUGGCUGAAAGCAGCGUCACUAAAUGUUUUUGUUCUGCUCUUAGGAACAGCUAAAAGAGAGGAGCCGGAGGGUCUAAUAUCAUUACAUUGUGCUCCAAUGAUUAACAAUUUAAAAAAUGCAUCCAAAUGCAAAUAAACGUAAAUUGGAUAAUGCAUUGAUUCAAUUAACUCACUAUGAGGAGGUGAGCAUUGCUUCUUGCUCCCACGGGAGUCCUUUGCUGUGCUUUCUCACACCUGACAGAAUUUACAUAAUCGCCCCAUGGACACGUUUUCAUCCAAUGUGCGACUCUCUUACUGGUUACCUAACAACGCAGCCUCCAAUAACAAAGACGUUUGGUUUGAAGCCGGUGGAGGAAAAGACUUCAAAAAAACACCAUCAGCUGCAGCAGCAGAGCCAGCCGAGCCAGCCUACCUGCUGACUGUCGAGACUUCUCCGCUUGACCCCACAUCAACACCGAGGGAGGAUUUCAUGCUCGUUUUUGCUCCUGAGAAGGGCUCUGUACCAGUGUGAGCUUUGGAUCCACCGUCUGACUGAUACACCCCCCGUGUUGGUAGCUCAUGACCUCUCAUCCUCCUACCCUGAUGUGUCGGUGAUAUGGGAGAGUGGUGGACAACUGUGCCAUUAGGGACAUCUAUGGGAAACUAUGAGAUCUCCAGCAUAUCACAUGUGACAAUGUCCCCGUCAAGGCAGAACAACCUUGUGUCGAUGUAUUCCUCUUUACCCCCUCUGUUGAGAAGCUCCUACAAUAUGUUAAGUGCCUUUUGCACUGAAGAUAACAUUCCUCACUGCAUUACAUACGUCAAUCAGGAGCUGGUCUCACUAGGCCUCUCCUCGACAUGUAUCGAGGCCACCUCAUCGGGGGAAGCCAGUCUGAAUGCAGUGCCAGCCCUGAACGCCAUGUAUGAGCUGCUCCAGAUUCAUCGACGCAACAUGUGCUCACUAGAGGAGCUUGAGAGGGAGCAGUUGAAGAAAUCAAGCUCUUUGGAACACGUACAGAUGAACAAUUCCAGACUCAAGGAUCAAUUGGAGCUGUCCAUAAGAGAGAAAUCUGGUCUGCAUGAGACAGAGAGGCAGCUGCAGCUCAAGAUUAAGACACUGCAGAGCUGUCUGAAAACAGAAAAAGAUGAGGUUCAGAAGCUGCAGAGUAUCAUUGCCAGUCGUGCCUCUCAGUACAGUCAUGAUGCCAAAAGAAAAGAAAGAGAAGCUACAAAACUCAAAGAACGCCUCAGUCAACUACUGGUGGAUAGAAAGGAGAAGAAACUAUCUAUCGAUGUCCUGAACAGCUUGGGCCGGUCAGAUGGAAAAAGGAGCCACUGGAAGAAUGCAAAAGGGACAGCCAGCCACGAGGGGGACAUGUACAAGUCCUUGCUCAGCGACUAUGAGGCCACUCAGAAGUCUUUGAUGCUGGAGAACGCUGAGCUCAAGAAAGUCCUCCAGCAGAUGAAGAAAGAGAUGAUACACAUCCUGAGUCCACGGCAGCCUUCUACCAGAGGAGCCUCUGCUGAGGACAGCCAGGAGAUGUUGGAUUCAGAUGGGGAGGAGAAGACAGCUGACUCCAGCAGGGAAACUCUGGACCAGUCCUGUGAGCAUGCAAGGGAACAGCUCACCAACAGCAUCCGGCAGCAGUGGAGGAGACUGAGGAGCCACAUGGAGAAAUUAGACAGCCAAGCCUUACAGGUGCAGAAUCAGCUGGAGUCCAAUAAAGAGGUGAUACCAAGAGAGACCCAUGAGGACGAGAUGGAAAGGAUGAGACAUGAAGUGCAGCAGUGUAAAGAGUUCAUUCAUGCACAGCAGCAGCUCCUCCAGCAACAACUGAACACAUCAUUUGACGAUGAGACGGCAGCUCUUCUUAAUGACUGCUACACACUGGAGGAGAAAGAGCGCCUCAAGGAAGAAUGGAGGUUGUUUGAGGAACAGAAGAGGAACUUUGAGAGGGAGAGGAAGAACUUCACAGAGGCUGCCAUUCGCCUGGGGAGAGAGAAAAAAGCCUUUCAGGAGGACCGUUCUGCUUGGCUCAAGAAUCAGUUUUUGAACAUGACUCCUUUCACAGACAGGAGGUUUUCCUCGUCUGACGGUCAAAGUGCCUUAUCCAUCAAAAGUGAACCUGAGAUGAGGAUGUCUUCCACAAAAGCUCCACUGGCCAAAUCCUCAACCUACGCAACAUUCUCCACUCCUAAAGCAACACAAAGUGCUACUGUGCCAUCCACAACAGAGCUGUACCGAACACUCCGCCUGAUACCAGACAGCAGUUCCUCCAGACUUUCAAAUCGAGGAUAUUGGCAAGACUCCAGCAGCAUUGAAGAUGGAGAUGCCCGGUUUAAGUCAAAAAACAGAGUACGGUGUACAGACCUGAGUAUCUUCUCCCUGGGUGAAGAUGAGAAUAGCCUCACUUGAACUUCCAGUGCCUUUUUGGGGGGAUUUUGCAAUGGACUUAAGCAUCUUCAUCGUGGCGGGACUCCACUACUGCUGCCAGACACUGCACAUCUUUUUGCAGCAUUGCUUUUAUGUCGUUUCAUUAUGGACAUGCACUGCUCACUCACCAAAGCUGAACAAACCAGAAAGCACUUUAAUGACCCUGAGAUUCUUUAUUUUCAAACAAAUCAGCACUGACAAAUCAGCUGUUCAGUGGAGGGGAUGUACCAAGUGGUGAUAGUUUAGCAUAAGACUAACUUGUUUACAUAUUCUACAUGGCUAAAGUAUGAUUUUAACUAAAGUAUAUAUUGACAUUAGAUUGAUAAUGAGUGUAACUCCACAAUAAAGAGAUUUUUAAUGAA
Molecule: messenger RNA, 2796 nt
Organism: Notolabrus celidotus (New Zealand spotty)
Lineage: Eukaryota; Metazoa; Chordata; Actinopteri; Labriformes; Labridae
Gene: ssx2ipa
Product: synovial sarcoma, X breakpoint 2 interacting protein a
Exons: 14
Coding region: 617-2416 (599 amino acids)
Source: RefSeq, a predicted model, not a curated record